AAACUUUUCGGCGACGAGUUAUAUUUUGGCUUUUUAUCUAAAUUCGUUGAUAAUUCGUCUGAAAAAUGGAAAUAGGGACAGAAAUCAGUCAAAAGAUCAGGUCUGCAAUAAAAGCAAAGCUGGUAGAACUGGGAGCAUAUGUUGAUGAUGAGCUGCCAGAUUACAUCAUGGUCAUGGUGGCCAAUAAGAAGACACGUCAACAAAUGGCGGAUGAUUUAUCACUGUUUCUUGGGAUGAACACAGAAACAUUUACAACAUGGCUUGCUCAAUUGUUAGAAAAGCUCCAGGCUAUUACUGCUGACCCCCCAUCAAAACAGACAACUCCAAAUAAGGACACAGACCCUAAAUCUGACAAAUCAAGUAAGAAAGACACUGACAAAUCAAAAUCAGACAAAGCAAAAGAUCAUGAAAGAUCAAAAUCAAAAGACUCAAAAAAGAAAGACUCUAAAAAAGAUCAUGACAAAAAGAAAGAAUCAGACAAAAAGAAAGACAUUGAUAAAAAGAAACACUCUGAAAGGGAAAGAAAGAAAUCUAAAGGUGAUAAAGAAACUGCAAAAGAGCCAGUUGAGUCAAAUGAACAAUUAAUAGCACAAAAGGAUGAGGAAAUCUCAGAAAAAGCCAAACAAGAAACUGAAGUGGCGGAUACAGUGCUAACAGUUGCUCCUGAAAUAGAUGAAUUUUCUGAAGAAGCAAGGAGAGAACAAACUCAACAUGAAACUGAAGAGAAACAGAAAAUCUCACCAACACCAACAAUUUCUACAUCCCCAGUCACUCAAACUGGUCAACUGGCAGUCCUUGCUAGACUUGGUAAAACUGUAACAACGAAAGCGCCCGUAGAAGAUGCCCCCUCGAGCUCAGAUCAAGUUAUGGUAGAUAGUUCCUCUAAAAAAUCUCCAACAGAGAAGGCAACUGUGAAAAAGCCCCAGAGGGUUAUUAAGACUUAUGAGUAUCUUCCAGGGAGAGUGCUUGGCCUCUCUGCAAGGCAAAAGAGACAAAUGUCAGAUGAAACUGAAGUUAUAGAGAAGCCUAGACCUUUGAAAUCCAGCACUCUUAAAGAUAGCAUUGUUAGCAGUACGGAAGAUAGAAAUGCCCGUAAGAGAAAAUCAACAGAAAUUGGAUCAACUGUAGGUUCAGUUAUUAGACACAAUGUUGAUGAUGAUGAAGAUUUUGAUCGUAGAAGAGUCGGAGCUGUUGCAAGUGUUAUACAUGUGUCUGAAAGAAAGUCUAGUAUUCCCAAGUCCCUUCAAGCAAACAAAUCAUUGAUCCUCAAAGCAGUUGACGCUGCUACCUCUUCAGUGGCCAAUCCAUCAAUGCGCAGAAUUACACGCGCAACACGACAAUCUUCAGAAAAUGAAGUGGGAUCUAGACAUGAUGGUGAAGUUGAAAUGAGGAGGGAUAGAAGAAGUCCUAGAGAUUCAGAUAACAGACAAAGAGGUGCAGAUAGCAGACAACGUGGUGCAGCUAGCAGACAAAGAGCACAUAUUCUAGAAAGACUUGCCCCGGAAUCAUUUAAGCCAAAGGGCUUGACAUCACGAUCAAGUCGACAAGACCCCUUGGUAGAAUAUCGAAAUGAAAGGAGUGACUCUGAAGAAGAGAAAGAUGAAAUUAUGUCUGAUGUCAUAGAUAGUCCAACGGAAAAAGUAGAGACUACUGAAGUUCGAACCAUCUCGAUGGGUUUCGUCAACGACUCAAGGAAAGUUGAGCGAAUUAUUGAGGUACAGACUAAAGACUCUGAGCCAGAGAGCCCUGAAGAUAAUACAGUGACGUCUAACACAGAUAUACUCAUGGACGACGAAGUUGAUGAUUAUCUUGUGGAAGAUGAUUUGGCGCAGAAAGAAAAUGUGCGCUAUGUACAACAAGCUGUUCAAGAGUCUAAGGCACAAGUCCCAAGAGCGGAGAGUCCAAGAUUUAUUGUCACAUUGGAUGGUGUUGAUCCCAGAAGUCUUACAGGGCACAGAAAUGCCUCUGAGGAGGACUCCAUGGACGAUGACUCCCCUCAGAAAGUUAUACCCCAGACCUUUUAUAGACCCCUAGCCAUAGCCAUUGAUUCUGAUAGUGAAGGGGAUGGUGAAUAUGAGGGAGAAAACCACACCUCCCCCAGGAAAAAGCCUCGUAUGAGCACAGUGGAGCGCUGUAAGUUUUGGCCUGGUUGUAAGAAUGGUUCUUUGUGUCCAUAUCAGCACCCAACAACACCUUGCAAGACUUUUCCCAACUGUACAUUUGGUGAUAAAUGCCUGUAUGUUCAUCCAAGUUGUAAGUUCGAUGCCAAGUGUACUAGAGCAGAUUGCCCAUUCACUCAUUCAACCAAGCAUUUGGCACAACCACAAAGAGGUCCAGUAGCAAAGUUUGCUCCUAUACAAACUGCCCACCCUGUACUCCCACUACCACCUUCCAACUCCCAGAAUUCUCGUCAGACAAACUGCAAGUUUUACCCAGAAUGCACCAAUAUGAACUGUCCAUUCAAUCAUCCCAAGAUGUGCAGGUAUGGUGUGGGAUGUGGUAGAAAAGACACCUGUUCAUUUACUCAUCCAAAAGUUCCCACCGGUAGCAAACUAAAGUGGAAGGCUGGACAGAGUAAUCCAACUACCUCACAGUCACAUCAUAUAAGUGAACGCAAGUUUGUCAUUUCAACAGGAAGUAAUCCUAACCCGGCAGAAGAUUUGAAUACAUUUUAGUGAGAAUAUUACAUGGAAUAAUGACAUUGUGCAAAGUAUACUUAUUGUCACGAAGGGACAUAACAUAAACUACAGACUGUAUACAGCAGAGUGGUCGAAAGCUGAGGCGAGCCAUGAAAUGUUUUAGCUUGAAAAGCAUUGUGGAAUAUUUUAGCGCAUGAUACAUACACAUGGAAUGUAUCCUGGAUGUUGAUGGUCAAUCUUGUCACAGUUAUCAUUUCAGCAACUACACCGUAAAGUUGCUAUUGUGAGGGCCCAACAUUUCUUUUAUUAUACCCAAUGGUAAAAUUGCUAGCUGCUAAUGUUGCGAAACUUUGGCGAUUAUAUUGUAAUGUGAAUGUUAUAUCUAAAUGGAAUAAACAGAAAAAAACUAUCCAAUGCACGGUACAGUGUUUUCACUUCAUAUAUAUCUUGAUUAGACUGCAGUGCAAUGUGCAAGCAAAAGAGUAAGAUAAUGUUCUAAAUGAAUGUAAUCAUGACAUGAGUCUGAAGCAUUGGAAGUGUUUUAUUCAAUAUAAGAAGUAAGUGUAUUUACCUGGGGUUCUGUGAAUGAAUGCGUAUGUGUUAAUAUAUGGAACUAGUGUCUUGAACUGGUGACUUAUCACCCUGUGUCAUGAAAAGAAGCACUCAAAAUUAAUGAACAUAAAAAAAACAUUGCACAAGACAAUAAAAUGAAGACAGAUCAGUUGAGGAAAUAAGUUGCAAAUCAUGAAAUCAGAAAUUAUGAAUAGUACAGGUUAUCAAACUAUGUAGAGUGAUGUGUGAUAUGCUGAUACAGCAUUUGAGAUGUUUGUUCUGCUCUAGUGGUUUGAAGUGAGGCUUGUACAAACUGGGUCAGGAUUUACAUCACCUUUGCAUGUUAACUGAUUGAUUAUUAUGGGAUGGAUAUAGGAAACCAACUGCUUGAAAUGGAAUAAUACAACUCAAGUGAAAACCACUAGCGUCAACUUGAAUUUUUGAAGCAUCUUUAAUUGAAGAUAAGGAAAUUGAAAUCUGAGAUGGAAUUUAUUUGAAUAUCUCUCAUCAAAUUUUUAUUAUGUCACAACCACAAUUGGUGACAUAAUGUUAUCAAACGUUUGUGGAUGGGGGUUGGCACUUGGUGUUUGGGGUUUGAUGAUCGGCGUCUGUAACAUAUGUUGUCUGUUACAAAUGGCAGGUGGUGACAUGUUAAUGCCUUGUCUGAAAGUAAUAGUUGGCCAAA
Messenger RNA from Owenia fusiformis, 3876 nucleotides. NCBI's taxonomy places the organism in Eukaryota, Metazoa, Annelida, Polychaeta, Sabellida, Oweniidae. The record is from the annotation of a GenBank genome assembly.